Molecule: messenger RNA, 1575 nt
Organism: Poecile atricapillus (Black-capped chickadee)
Lineage: Eukaryota; Metazoa; Chordata; Aves; Passeriformes; Paridae
Gene: PDCD2L
Product: programmed cell death 2 like
Exons: 7
Coding region: 110-1549 (479 amino acids)
Cellular component (GO): cytoplasm
Source: RefSeq, a predicted model, not a curated record
UAAUGUCUUUGUUUGCUAAAAGGUGUGAAGAGUGGAAAGUUUUGCCAGUCGCGCGGCCUGGCUCGGUGGGUUCGGCACCUUUCGGUGGGCUUUGUGGGCAGAAGUGUGAAUGAAGGCAUGGCGGGCCCUGGCAGGAAAGGGCCGGUUCGGGGCCAGCCCCGAGUGCCCCGGCCGAGGCUCGGUGCCUCAGCCGUGCGGGCGGGAGCGGGGACGGAGCUGCCGUGAGGGGAACGCCCGGCCCGGGGGCGCGCGAGCGGCGCGGGGCCGCUCAGGCGCGCACGCGCACGGCGCCUCAGGCGGGCACGCGCGCGGCGGCGGGGCCAUGGCGGGAGGGCCGCCCGUGCUGCUGGGGCUCCGUGACGCCGCCAUGGCUGGGCCGAGCCCGGCGGGGCCGCUCCCCGCAUGGGCCACCAAUAAGCUGGGCGGCACCGCGGACUGGGUGCCGGCGGUGCGGGCCGGGCCGGCGCGGUGCGCUCGCUGCGGGCGGGCGCUGCUGCUGCUGGUGCAGGUGUACUGCCCGCUGGAGCGCGGCCCCGCGCACCGCGCGCUCCACGUGUUCGCCUGCGCCGCGCCGCGCUGCUGGGGAGCCGCCCGCAGCUGGAAGGUGCUGCGCUCCCAGUACUCGCAGGCCCAGGAGAAAGAACCCCGAGAUCUCGGCGUCAAACAGAAAGAAGAAUGGAACUUUUCUGCAAAGGAUUGGUGUGAAGAUGCGGAUGACUGGGGAGCCUGUGAUGGAGCAGAGCCCCCUGCAUGUGCCUCCCUUGAGCUGCUUGGCCUAAAGGAAGCUGUGAGCAGCGAGGUGGAGUGUGCAUCCCAGCUCCAGCAGCUGCACCUGUGUGAGCCUGCCGAUGGCUCGGGUCCCCAGGACACACAUCCUGCAGCCAGGGAGGACAUGGAUGGCCCAGGUCCCCAGGACACACAUCCUGCAGCCAGGGAGGACAUGGAUGGCUCGGGUCCCCAGGACACACAUCCUGCAGCCAGGGAGGACAUGGUGAUGGCAACAGCUGCUUCAGCUCCUGUGUUCCAGCCCUUCUACAUUAAUGUUGUGGAUGAGGAAGACUACAUGGGUUUCCUUGACACACAUCAUGCACAUAAGCUACUGAAGGAGUAUCAGCAGAGAGAGUGUGUUGAUUUGGAACAGAUGAUGUCAGAAAGUUUUGCAGGUGAAGAUGGUAAUGAAAAAUACGAGAAGAGUGAAGUAAAAAGCUGGGAUCACACAUUCCAUAAAUUCAUGAAAAGAAUAUCUAUCUGUCCUGAACAGAUUCUAAGAUACUCUUGGGGUGGCCAGCCUUUAUUCAUCACAUGUCCUCCAGCCAACCUGGACCAGGAUAUUCCAGCCUGCAGUAACUGUGGAAGCAGCAGAGUGUUUGAGUUCCAGCUGAUGCCCACACUGGUCAGCAUGCUUCAGAGUGACUCAGAUCUGUCAGUGGAAUUUGGAACUGUUAUAGUUUACACGUGUGAGAGAAGCUGUUGGCCGACCAAUCAUCAAACUCCUCUUGAAGAAUUUAUUUUUGUACAAGAAGACCCAGAUCAGAGAUUAUUUAAAUAAAUUGUAUUUCUCUGCAUAGAUGAAAA